AUGGCACCCCGAAGGAAAACCACUCGAGGCUCACUGUCUCGUCAACCCACACCUCUCCAGUCUCACCAACCCAAUGUCUUGGUCGAAUCCCUGGCCAUUGACGACGAGGGAUCGACCCCUCGUAAUGACGAGCAGUCUGCUCCCCGAGAGGACCCAAUGCCAAUCACGAUGGCGGACAUUGAAGGGAUUGCUCGACAGUUGAACGAUAACAUGCAGAGGAGUUUACAGGAGCUCAUAGCCGGGAUCCCCCAGCUCAAUCAAGGAGAGCCCCGAGAGAUGACCAGGGCAGAGCCUCGUGGCAGGGAUAAUCCUCAAACUCACGCUCCUAACCGGAGCGAGCAGCGAGUGGGAGGAGAGAGAUCCCGACAGGCUCACUCUCAGAGAACACUGAACUCGGAUGCCAGGCGCAUCAUAGAAGAGAACCAGAGGCGCAGAGCGGAGCAGGACGCUCGCAACCUCUUGAACAAGAAGAGAGAAGAAAGGGAAGAGACGCACCGAGAGAGCAGGCUCACUCUCAGACCCCAGGAGGGAACGGGAGAAGUCCCUGUCGGGUCCAAGAGGACGAGGCAGGAGGACGAAGCGGACUCAGGGCCUCCUCGGAACAAGGCCAACACCUUGAUCAAUCGGGGAGUCCUCAAUUUUAUGACCCCCUUCAGUCGGGAGAUCAUGGAGGUACCUAACCCGGGAAAGGUCAAGGUCCCCACCAUCGAGCAAUACUCGGGAAGUAGCGAUCCCGAGGAUCAUAUGGCGGCCUACAAGGCCCAGAUGAGUGUGCAGACGGGAUGUGAAGCCACCUGGUGCCGCUACUUCCCGACGACCCUCAAAGGGUUGGCGCUCAGUUGGUUCUCGGGCUUGUCACCUGGCAUCAUAACCAACUUUUCGGUUCUAGAGGCAUUGUUUCACCAACACUUCAUUGCUGGACGUAGGCACAAGAAAACCAGCAUCCACUUAAUGUCCAUCAAGCAACAAGAGCACGAGAGCCUUGCUGAUUAUAUCAGGCGAUUCAAUGAGGAGUCACUAAAAAUUUCGGAUCUUCAGGUAGGGGUUCCCUUCACCGCCUUAAUGUCAGGACUCUGGCCGGGAAAGUUCAGAUGGUCCCUCGCUGAGAACGAAGUUACCACUUUCACCGAGGCCAUGAGUCGGGCUCAGAAAUUCAUCCAAGCCUCAGACAUUUGUAAGCCUGUCGGGGAAAAGGCUAAGAAGAAGAAGGAAGAACUCCCUUACCGGGAACCAAACAAAGGCAUAAGGAAUCACUAA
Beta vulgaris subsp. vulgaris (sugar beet) is the source of this 1257-nucleotide messenger RNA. RefSeq lists its product as uncharacterized. The record is from RefSeq and is a predicted model, not a curated record. The transcript has a single exon. The coding region runs from base 1 to 1257 and encodes 418 amino acids. Lineage: Eukaryota; Viridiplantae; Streptophyta; Magnoliopsida; Caryophyllales; Amaranthaceae.